GACUCACAUCAUCUUUUCGGUUUCCAGGCAGCAGAUCAGCCCGAGGAGAGCAGAAAUCUCACGACUGGGUUGACAAACUUGACAAUGGCAUACAACAAAUUCUACAUUGUUGUCCUAUUGUUUCUGUGCAACCUGGCUGUGGUGCUCACAGAGAGCCCUGGGUCUUGCUACAGGAUCGAGCCGGGGACGAUAGCAGGCAUCAUCUGUGCAGAUUUGCUGCUGACCCUCGUCAUCGUCAUUGCCACCUACCGAUGUGCCAGCUUUCGGCGUCAGAAGAUAAAUAAUGCUGACAAAGUGUACAUGAAUGUCCGGGCCAACUGCAAGAGCUAAUCUACAGAUUGUGUAGUACAUUAGGAAAUUAUAUUCAGUAUUUCAGAUCCUGUAUGUUCAAAAAUAUAUUACAAAAUGUUUUAAAAGAUUAAUUUAACAGUUGUUAUAUUCAACUCUUUUGCAAUAAACACAGUAUAAACAGGUGUCUUUCACAUAUUAAAGUUCUGUUUAGUUCAUUACAAAUACAAUAAACAUAUAACUCUUAAUUCAUAGAACCCAUAUGACAAAACAAUCUAAUUUGACGGCACUUUUACUAUUACAUACAAUGCACUGGAUGUACAAUGUCCUAUAUAAAAGCUUUAGAAUAACCUUUUACAUUUAAAAUAUGUGUCAGACUGUUCAAACAAAACUCAAAGUGUGUAAAUUCACCAACCUUGUGAAUAAAAUCUCUGAGUGUUAAAAUGUUGUCACUGUAACAACACCAUACAGCGCCCUCUGCAGUUGACUUCUGGUAGCAUAUAAUUGUAUUUUAACAGGCCCUGAACAUUUUAUGUAAAUAUUUCCAUUAUCAUAGGAAGCAAGGAACAUUUUACAGUGCAGCUGUGUUGAUAUUGUAGGCUAUCAAAAACAUUUCAGCUUCAACACAUUAAUAGAAUAAGUAAACAUUAUGAAUAACUCGUCCAUGUGUGGAAAGAUUUAUGUUGAAUGGACUUGAUCAUUCGUGUUUUUCAGUAUUCAAUAAAUACUAUUUUUGUGCAUUUG
Messenger RNA from Sebastes umbrosus (honeycomb rockfish), 1032 nucleotides. RefSeq names its product hematopoietic cell signal transducer (gene hcst). Gene Ontology annotation, biological process: regulation of immune response; positive regulation of phosphatidylinositol 3-kinase/protein kinase B signal transduction. NCBI's taxonomy places the organism in Eukaryota, Metazoa, Chordata, Actinopteri, Perciformes, Sebastidae. The coding region runs from base 85 to 330 and encodes 81 amino acids. The transcript is spliced from 5 exons. Gene Ontology annotation, cellular component: membrane. Gene Ontology annotation, molecular function: phosphatidylinositol 3-kinase binding; signaling receptor binding. The record is from RefSeq and is a predicted model, not a curated record.